This is a messenger RNA of Pistacia vera, 4877 nucleotides long. RefSeq names its product protein PHOTOPERIOD-INDEPENDENT EARLY FLOWERING 1-like. Bases 279 to 4877 code for a protein of 1532 amino acids. Gene Ontology annotation, cellular component: Swr1 complex. The record is from RefSeq and is a predicted model, not a curated record. Gene Ontology annotation, molecular function: ATP hydrolysis activity; ATP binding; ATP-dependent chromatin remodeler activity. The transcript has 20 exons. Lineage: Eukaryota; Viridiplantae; Streptophyta; Magnoliopsida; Sapindales; Anacardiaceae.
CUCACACUUGUUUCGUUCGUUCGCUCGUUCGUUUUUCGGAUCUGAGUUUCGCUCGUCGGACCCUUACCCGUUUUCCAAAACCCGACCGAAAAACCCUUAAACCACCGUAAACUACGCCGUAGGUCUCCAUCUUUGUCGCCGAGGCGGGGCGGCUGGUUCGUUUCGCAUUUCCACGUCGACGAUCGGACGGCCGUUCGAGGAUUGAGAAGGGGAAGGCAGGAGUUGGUGUUUUUUCGGAUUCCUUUUUUCCAUCAUGAUAUAAGGAUCACAAGAAAAUAAUGGCGUCAAAAGGUCCCAGGUCUAAGCUUGAUCAUGAGACAAGAGCUAGGCGCCAAAAGGCACUUGAAGCGCCCAGGGAACCUCGUCGCCCUAAAACUCACUGGGAUCAUGUUCUAGAAGAAAUGGUCUGGUUAUCCAAGGACUUUGAGUCUGAGAGAAAAUGGAAAUUGGCUCAGGCAAAGAAGGUGGCCUUGAAAGCAAGCAAGGGCAUGGUGGAUCAGGCCUCCAGAGGAGAAAAGAAAUUGAAGGAAGAAGAGCAACGGUUGCGGAAAGUUGCUCUCAACAUUUCGAAGGAUGUGAAGAAAUUCUGGAUAAAGAUCGAGAAGCUGGUGCUUUACAAGCAUCAGAUGGAGCUUGAUGAGAUAAAGAAAAAAGCGCUUGAUAAACAACUUGAGUUUCUUUUAGGGCAAACUGAGAGGUACUCAACAAUGUUAGCAGAAAAUCUAGUGGACUCGCACAAACCAGUGCAACAAUCUGCUGUGCAGGAACAUCUGAGUAUUCAAUAUAAGGAAGCAGAUGAAAACAAUGCUGAAGAAAUCUCAGAAUUUAAUGUUGAGCCUGUGUCUGAUGUUGCAGACGUUGACGAAGAUUUUGAUGUGCAAUCUGAAGAUGAAUCAGAAGAUGAUGAGCACACUAUUGAGGAAGACGAGGCUCUUAUAACUAAAGAAGAAAGGAAAGAAGAGUUGGAAGCCUUACAAAAUGAAACAGAUAUUCCGCUUGAGGAGUUGCUUAAACGUUAUGCCAUGGAUAAAGUUAGCAGAGAUAGUAGUUCUGAGAUGUGUGUAGAUGAAGCUAAGCCAACUACGGUGGAAGAAGAUCAUGACAAGGGCAGUGGAAAUGAUCCUUCUGAAAGUAAGACUGACUCAAGCAGCUAUCUUGUUCGUCGUUGUGAUGAAAGUAAUGGUGGCUUGUCCAUAUCAGAAAACCAUUUGUCAGAUAUUGAGACUUCUAAAUUGAAAAAUUCAUCAGAUAACUCUGGGGUCUCUGCCCAAAAGCAUGUGAUUUACGAUUUUACUGAUGAACAGGAAGAUGGUGAUUUUGUUCUUGCUACUGGAGAAGACAAGGAUGAUGAGACAACCUUAUCAGAGGAGGAGGAAUUGGCAAAAGCAGAUUCAAACAAUCACGUAGAUGAGAUUGCAUUACUGCAAAAGGAGAGUGAGAUUCCAGUGGAGGAAUUGCUAGCAAGGUAUAGAAAGGAAUUCAACAAUGAUGAAAUUUCAGAGGAUGAAUCUGAUUAUGCCUCUGCUUUAUCAGAGGACCUCACAGGUUCUCCAGCCCUUGAAAACAUUGAAUUAAAUCAGCAGGAUAAUUCCAUGGAUGAAAAUGUUGAUCCUGGUGAAAGCCAAACGGUUCAUCAUCCCCUUACGGAAGAGCAAGAAGCAGGAUCAAAGACAAAAUCAGAAGAAGGAAGAGAGAAUGAGGAUAGAAUUGCUGAUGCUGCUGCGGCAGCAAGAUCAGCUCAGCCAACAGGAAUUACAUUCUCUACUACCAAAGUGCGUACAAAGUUCCCUUUUCUUCUCAAGCAUUCUCUUCGUGAGUAUCAGCAUAUUGGCUUGGAUUGGCUUGUUACCAUGUAUGAGAAAAGAUUAAAUGGAAUUCUAGCUGAUGAAAUGGGACUGGGAAAGACAAUCAUGACUAUUUCUCUGCUUGCACACCUGGCAUGCGAAAAGGGCAUAUGGGGUCCACAUCUGAUUGUGGUUCCAACUAGUGUCAUGCUUAACUGGGAAACUGAGUUUCUUAAAUGGUGUCCUGCCUUUAAAAUUCUGACAUACUUUGGCAGUGCAAAAGAACGCAAAUUUAAGAGGCAAGGUUGGAUGAAACCUAACUCCUUUCAUGUGUGCAUCACAACUUACAGACUUGUUAUACAGGAUUCUAAAGCCUUCAAGCGGAAGAAGUGGAAAUACUUGAUUUUGGAUGAAGCUCAUUUGAUAAAAAACUGGAAGUCUCAAAGAUGGCAAACUCUUUUAAACUUCAAUUCUAAAAGGCGUAUUUUGUUAACUGGUACCCCCUUGCAGAAUGAUCUCAUGGAACUCUGGUCAUUAAUGCAUUUCUUAAUGCCCCACAUCUUUCAGUCUCAUCAGGAAUUCAAGGAUUGGUUCAGUAAUCCGAUAUCAGGGAUGGUAGAGGGUCAAGAAAAAGUGAACAAAGAAGUUGUAGAUCGCCUGCAUAAUGUUCUUCGGCCAUUCAUACUCCGUCGAUUGAAAAGGGAUGUUGAGAAGCAAUUGCCUAUGAAACAUGAGCAUGUCAUAUAUUGUAGACUGUCAAGGCGGCAGCGUAAUUUGUAUGAAGACUUCAUUGCUAGCUCAGAGACCCAGGCCACCCUUGCAAGCUCCAAUUUUUUUGGGAUGAUUAGUGUCAUAAUGCAACUUCGAAAAGUCUGCAACCAUCCUGACUUAUUUGAGGGCCGACCAAUUGUAAGUUCUUUUGAUAUGAAUGGUAUUGAUAUCCAGUUGAGUUCUUCUGUUUGUUCGAUGCUUUCACCUGGUCUAUUUUCUACUGUAGACCUGAAGGGUUUGGGACUUUUGUUUACUCAUCAUGAUUUUAGCAUGACUUCAUGGGAGAGUGAUGAAGUAAAUGCUAUUGCUACCCCACCGGCCUUGAUUAAAGAGCGUGUUGACCUGCGUAGCCUAGAAGAAAUUGGGCCAUUCUCUAAACAUAAGAAGUUAAAUGGGACAAAUAUUUUGGAAGAGAUUCGGAAGAAAAUAUUGGAGGAGAGAUUGAGGGAAGCUAAGGACCGAGCAGCAUCUAUUGCUUGGUGGAAUUCGUUGAGGUGCCAGAAAAAACCUGUAUACUCAACAACUCUGAGGGAACUUCUAACUGUAAAAUAUCCUGUUUGUGAUGCUCUUCAUCAAAAGACUGAUCGUAUGUCCUACUUGUACUCCUCUAAACUUGCUGAUAUUGUCCUCUCACCAGUUGAACGGUUUCAGAACAUGAUUGAUCUGGUUGAAAGUUUCAUGUUUGCAAUCCCAUCAGCUCGCGCCCCUGCACCGGCUUGUUGGUGCAGUAAAAGUGGAGCUCCUGUGUUUCUGCACCCAACUUAUAAGAAAAAAUGUUCUGAAGUUUUGUUGCCUCUUCUUUCUCCUAUUAGACCGGCAAUUGUCAGGAAGCAGGUAUAUUUUCCAGACAGGCGACUGAUACAAUUUGACUGUGGUAAGUUGCAAGAGCUUGCAAUUUUGCUCAGGAAAUUAAAAUCUGAAGGUCAUCGAGCAUUAAUAUUCACACAGAUGACAAAGAUGCUCGAUAUUUUGGAGGCUUUCAUAAAUUUAUAUGGUUACACGUACAUGCGUUUGGAUGGAUCAACUCAACCAGAGGAGAGGCAAACAUUAAUGCAGCGGUUUAACACAAAUCCUAAAAUAUUUCUUUUCAUUUUGUCAACCCGUAGUGGAGGUGUUGGGAUCAACCUUGUUGGGGCAGAUACAGUUAUCUUCUAUGAUAGUGACUGGAAUCCUGCUAUGGAUCAGCAAGCUCAAGAUCGCUGCCACCGGAUAGGACAGACACGUGAAGUACAUAUCUACCGGUUAAUUAGUCAGAGCACUAUUGAAGAGAACAUCUUGAAAAAAGCAAAUCAGAAACGUGCUCUUGAUGAUCUAGUAAUUCAGAGUGGAGGAUACAACACUGAAUUUUUCAAGAAGCUUGAUCCUAUGGAGUUGUUUUCUGGUCAUAGAACGCUUCCCGUUAAAAAUAUGCAGAAGGAGAAACAUAACAACAGUGGAAUUGAGGUUUCUGUGUCUAAUGCUGAAGUGGAAGCUGCUUUGAAAUGUGUAGAAGAUGAAGCAGAUUACAUGGCAUUAAAGAGAGUUGAACAGGAAGAGGCUGUUGAUAACCAAGAGUUCACGGAAGAAGCCAUUGGGAGACUUGAAGAUGAUGAGCUUGUAAAUGAAGACAAUGUGAAAUCUGAGGAGCCUGCUGAUCAGAGUGGCUUGAUGAAUAUUUCAAACAAUGAUAAUGGGAUGAUGUUAAAAGGCACCAAUCCAAAUGAGGAGAGAGCUCUUGCUUUUGCCGAGAAAGAAGAAGAUGUUGACAUGCUGGCUGAUGUCAAACAGAUGGCGGCAGCAGCGGCAGCAAGUGGACAAGCUAUUUCAUCUUUCGAGAAUCAGCUACGUCCAAUUGAUCGAUAUGCCAUAAAUUUUAUGGAGCAGUGGGAUCCUAUAAUCGACAAGACAGCUGUGGAAUCUGAAGUUAGAUUUGAGGAGACAGAAUGGGAACUAGAUCGUAUAGAGAAGUAUAAGGAGGAAAUGGAAGCUGAGAUUGAUGAUGAUGAGGAGCCGUUUGUAUAUGAAAGUGAGCCUCAAUUUAGGUCAUGUAUCUCAAUUAAAGUUCAGUAUUUCUGUGACAGUGCUUUCAAGUUUGUUCUGAAGCAUCUUCCUUCUGCUCCAGAUGAUGAGACAACCUUAUCAGAGGAGGAGGAAUUGGCAAAAGCAGAUUCAAACAAUCACGUAGAUGAGAUUGCAUUACUGCAAAAGGAGAGUGAGAUUCCAGUGGAGGAAUUGCUAGCAAGGAAUUCAACAAUGAUGAAAUUUCAGAGGAUGAAUCUGAUUAUGCCUCUGCUUUAUCAGAGGACCUCACAGGUUCUCCAGCCCUUGAAAACAUUGAAUUAA